Messenger RNA from Drosophila willistoni, 1991 nucleotides. RefSeq names its product 2-hydroxyacyl-CoA lyase 1 (gene Hacl). Lineage: Eukaryota; Metazoa; Arthropoda; Insecta; Diptera; Drosophilidae. The record is from RefSeq and is a predicted model, not a curated record. The transcript has 4 exons. Gene Ontology annotation, cellular component: peroxisome. The coding region runs from base 155 to 1861 and encodes 568 amino acids. Gene Ontology annotation, molecular function: catalytic activity; thiamine pyrophosphate binding; magnesium ion binding. Gene Ontology annotation, biological process: fatty acid alpha-oxidation.
GAUGGUAUCGAUUCGAUACUGGACCGCAAGUCCCAGACAUUUUUAUUUUAUAAUUUGUUAAACAAAUUUUUUUAAAUUGCAGAACGCAAAGUAACACGGCGGUCAUCACACAUUUAUACGCACAGCACAAAUCAACAUUAAAUAAACGCGGAAAAUGUCCGAAGUUGAAGCAGUGCAGAUUAUUGCGGAGUCAUUGAAGCAACAGGGUGUUGACUAUGUGUUCGGCAUCAUUGGCAUUCCCGUGAUUGAGCUUUCGAUGGCCUUUCAGGCCGCCGGCUUGAAGUACAUUGGAAUGCGCAAUGAGCAGGCCGCUUGUUAUGCAGCCCAAGCCAUUGGCUAUCUGACAGGCAAGCCAGGUGUAUGCCUGGUUGUCUCUGGACCCGGUCUGUUGCAUGUGACAGGUGGCAUGGCCAAUGCACAGGUCAAUUGCUGGCCAUUGAUUGUCAUUGGUGGAGCCACAAAUCAGGAUCAUGAGGGUAUUGGUGGAUUCCAGGAGUGCCCACAAGUUGAGCUAUCGCGUCCCUAUUGCAAAUAUGCUGCUCGCCCACCAACUGCAGCUCUAAUUCCAUUGCAUGUGGAAAAGGCUGUGCGUUAUGCCACUUAUGGUCGUCCGGGUGUGGCCUAUUUGGAUUUCCCUGGCAAUAUUUUGCAAUCGAAGGCACAGGAAGAGCGUAUCUACAAAUCUUUGGCACAUCCAGCUGCCCCACUGGCCUAUCCGCCACAUGAUGACGUUAUCAAGGCCGCCCAGUUGCUUCGUCAGGCCAAGCGUCCAUUGGUUAUUGUGGGCAAGGGUGCCGCCUAUGCUCAUGCCGAGAAUACAUUGAGACAUUUGAUCGAGAACACCAAUUUGCCCUUCCUGCCCACACCCAUGGGCAAGGGUGUGGUAUCCGAUACGGCUGCCCAAUGCGUUUCAUCAGCCAGAACAUUGGCUCUCCAGAAGGCCGAUGUUGUCUUGCUUUUGGGUGCUCGUCUCAAUUGGAUUUUGCAUUUUGGUCGUGCACCACGUUACGACAAGAAUGUCAAAUUCAUUCAGGUGGACAUUUGCCCUGAAGAGUUGCACAAUUCGGUGGUUGCCUCGGUUGCCAUCCAAUCGGAUAUACGUCCUUUCGUGGAGCAGCUAUUCGAGCAAAUGAAUGCGGUCAACUUCCGUUUUGGCUACGAACAGGACUGGUGGAAGCAAUUGGCCGCCAAAUGCAAACAGAAUCGUGAUACAGUCCAACAGAUGUCACUGAAUACAUCGACACCGCUCAAUUACUAUGCGGUCUUCCAUCAUUUGCGUGAGCUCCUGCCCAAAGAUACCAUCAUUGUGAGUGAGGGCGCAAAUACCAUGGAUAUUGGACGUUCAAUGCUAUUGAAUGAGCAGCCACGGCAUCGUCUGGAUGCUGGUACAUUCGGUACCAUGGGCGUUGGACCCGGUUUUGCUGUGGCUGCUGCUCUCUACUGUCGCGAUUUUGCACCCGGCAAGCGUGUGCUGUGCGUCGAGGGUGACAGUGCCUUUGGUUUCUCGGGCAUGGAAAUUGAAACAAUGGUCAGAUAUAAAUUACCCGUGACCAUUGUUAUAGUAAAUAAUAAUGGCAUUUAUGGUGGCUUCGAUAAGGAUACAUUUGAGGCCAUACGCAGCGAAGGUGAUCUCACGCAAAUAACUCCACCCUCCGCCUUGGGCGUACAGGUGCGUUAUGAGGAAAUGAUGAAAAUGUUUGGCAUGCAAGGAUAUUUCUGCACCGAGAUCGCUCAGUUACAAUCAGCCAUUAAGGCUGCCAAUCAAUUAACGGACAGGCCCACCAUUAUCAAUGUGGCCAUUAGUCCAUCAUCGGAUCGUAAGCCGCAAUCCUUUAAUUGGCUCACAGAGUCCAAGCUGUAGGAUAAUUUCAAUCGAUUGAUUAGUAAUUAAGCACAAAGUUCCAGCAUUCCUUAUAAACAAAAAAUUUAUUGCCACGAAUUUUUCUUGUAUAUACAUGCAAUUUUUGAUAGAAAAAAAUGUGCGAAAUGUG